Messenger RNA from Meloidogyne enterolobii, 123 nucleotides. The record is from the annotation of a GenBank genome assembly. NCBI's taxonomy places the organism in Eukaryota, Metazoa, Nematoda, Chromadorea, Rhabditida, Meloidogynidae.
AUGAAUUAUUGCUUGUACAAGCUUUUUGGCGUCAUGGUGAUCGUUGGCCAAUUACUACUUAUGCUAAUGAUCCAAUUAAGGAGGAUAGAUGGCUACAAGGAUGGGGGCAACUUACACCUGUAA